GAUGGAAGCAGUUAGAGACGGUUAUAGCGACCCAAGAUAUGCAGAUAGCUAUUUUAGAUCACAAAACACUGAAAGUUCAAUCAAAGUAGCCCCUCAUCAGACUGGCAAAACCUAUGUUUGGAAAAUGCAAGGCUACACUCAUUGUAGUGCGAGUUGCCUUGGUGGUGUGCAAGAAUCCAUUAUAAUGUGUAUUCAAAAAGAUGAUGAAAAAGUUGUGGGACCAUUUCUUUGCUCAACCCAAACAAGACCAGAAGCCCUAACUCGAACAUGUAAUGAACAUCCUUGCCCUCCCAGGUGGAAUAUGACUGAGUUUCAACAAUGUUCGAAGCCAUGUGGCAUUGGCAUACAGACCAGAGAGGUGCACUGUAUUCAUGAGGUAACUCUUGGAGGUGGUAAUACAGUUAUUGUUCCUAAUCACAUGUGCCCCCAGCCUCAACCAAUUGAUCGUCAACAGUGUAAUGUAGUGGAUUGUGCUGUUGAAUGGCAUACUUCAAAAUGGAGUAAGUGCUCUAAACGCUGUGGAGGAGGAGUUAAAAGAAGAACAGUAGAAUGUAAACAAAUAAUGGUCCAAGAAAAUAUUGUUUCACGACCAGCAUCUCAAUGUCCAAAAAACAAACCUCCAGAAAUAAGACCUUGUAACACAAAACCCUGUCCAACUGAAGAACAACGACCACAAAUUAUGGCUGCAAAUCAAUCAUAUAUACAAUCCAAUCCUUCAAGCCGAGAAGAAGUUGAUCUAAAAAUUGGUGGUAAUGCUCAAAUUUUCCAUGGAUCACCAGUCAAAAUUAAAUGCCCAGUUAAAAAAUUUGACAGGUAUUUAUAUUCAGGUAUUUAUUCAGGCAUUUAUAAUAAUUGGAUGUACCGAAUACUAAUCUGA
Molecule: messenger RNA, 877 nt
Organism: Nezara viridula (southern green stink bug)
Lineage: Eukaryota; Metazoa; Arthropoda; Insecta; Hemiptera; Pentatomidae
Source: the annotation of a GenBank genome assembly